Messenger RNA from Triticum turgidum subsp. durum (durum wheat), 429 nucleotides. NCBI's taxonomy places the organism in Eukaryota, Viridiplantae, Streptophyta, Magnoliopsida, Poales, Poaceae. The record is from the annotation of a GenBank genome assembly.
AUGGAGAUGUGGAAAUAUCGGGUCGUAGGAUCGGUGGCCGCCCUGCUCUUGCUACUCGCCAUCGUCGUGCCGUUUACUCAGACCCGGACGCAGAGCGCACGGGACAAGGCUGCCAUGGCGGAAGACGCGGGGCCGUUGGUGGGAGGCAUCAAGGACUCGCCGAUGGGCCAGGAGAACGACCUCGACGUCAUCGCGCUCGCCCGCUUCGCCGUCUCCGAGCACAACAACAAGGCCAAUGCCCUGCUGGAGUUCGAGAAUGUAGUGAAGCUGAAGAAGCAAACUGUUGCUGGCACGAUGCACUACAUUACAAUUCGGGUCACUGAAGGUGGGGCCAAGAAGCUCUAUGAAGCUAAGGUGUGGGAGAAACCAUGGGAGAACUUUAAGCAGCUCCAGGAGUUCAAGCCGGUGGAGGACGCUGCAAUCACAUGA